This is a messenger RNA of Colletotrichum lupini, 4074 nucleotides long. Its product is annotated as multidrug resistance protein CDR1. Lineage: Eukaryota; Fungi; Ascomycota; Sordariomycetes; Glomerellales; Glomerellaceae. Gene Ontology annotation, biological process: transmembrane transport. The coding region runs from base 1 to 4074 and encodes 1357 amino acids. Gene Ontology annotation, cellular component: membrane. Gene Ontology annotation, molecular function: ATP hydrolysis activity; ATP binding; ABC-type transporter activity. The transcript is spliced from 10 exons. The record is from RefSeq and is a predicted model, not a curated record.
AUGACUUCAACAACAAUCUACGACAGUGAUCGGACUGUCCAGGCCGACGACAGUCUUCAAGACUUUGAUCGGCCUCAGAAAGCGUUGACUGUCACUUUCAAGGAUUUGAGCGUCGAGGUCCAUGGACUUGGAGAAGACUAUGGUUCAACGUGUUUGUCCGUUCUGGCCGACUUAUUUCCAUUCGCCAAAAGUCAAACAUCUCGAAGGCAUAUACUUCACAAUGUGAUGGGUCAGGUACAGCCGGGGGAACUGCUAUUAGUUCUCGGGCGACCGGGAUCAGGCUGCACUUCUCUACUCAAAGUAAUAUCUAAUCAACGAAACGAGUUCCAUCAUGUCAGCGGUGACAUAAGAUACGGCAAUCUCGGCCAUAGGGGAGCACAGCAGUUUCGCAACCAUGUGGUAAUGAAUACCGAAGAUGACUUACACUUCCCGACCUUGGAGGUGAAAAAGACCAUCGACUUUGCGACGUCAAACAAGAUACCUGGCUCAUUGCCAGAGUCAUCCACUAGUUCCAAGGAUUAUCUGUCACAGAAGACCGACGCCAUUCUGGAAUCCUUGUCAAUCAGUCAUACGAAGAGCACAAUGGUCGGGGAUGAAGUCAUUCGUGGGGUGUCCGGCGGAGAAAGAAAGCGAGUGUCAAUCGCUGAGGUCAUGGCUACUCAGGCUCCUGUUCAAUGCUGGGACAACUCAACUCGAGGCCUAGACGCCAGCAAUGCGUUGGACUUUGCACGUGUCUUACGCACGAUGGCCGACGAAGAGCACAAAUCCAUUGUUGCAACUCUCUAUCAAGCUGGAAACGGCAUCUACGAUCUCUUCGACAAAGUAAUUGUGCUUGCUGAAGGAAGAGAGAUCUACUACGGCCCCACAACCGAGGCUAAGCAAUACUUCGAGGACAUGGGCUUUGAGUGCACGCAGGGAGCAAAUAUCUCUGAUUUCCUCACGUCAGUUUCGGUUCCUACGGAGCGACAAAUACGCCCUGGAUACGAAGAUAAGAUCCCGACAAGUCCGGCAGAUUUUGAAGAUGCGUAUAAGACGAGCCCUCUUUUCGACAGGAUGGUACAGCAGAUGAACGUGGCGUCAGAAAAGUCUCUGUCGGAUGAAGUGGAGAGUAUCCUGAGACUUCGAGAUGCAGAAAAGAACCGCUCAUUGCCGUCUCUAUCUCGUCAAGGUAGCCCCUAUCAGGUGUCAUUCGCGAGCCAGAUUGCAAACUGCAUUAGAAGACAGUUUCAAAUCAUCUGGGGAGACCGUUGGUCGAACGCAUUGCAGAUUGCUUCUGCCCUCAUCAUGGCGCUGGUCACAGGGAGUCUUUUUUACAACCUCCCAUCUGACAGCACCUCCAUCUUCACCCGACCAGGCGCUCUGUUCUUCCCAAUUCAACUCUUCGCCAUGAACAAGAUGUCCGAGACCACGGCCUCCUUCAUGGGACGUCGAAUCAUCUCGAGGCAUAAGCGACUUGCUUUCCAUCGGCCCGCGGCGUACGCCCUAGCUAAUGCGGCAACCGAUGUCCCGCUUGUCAUUUUGGCAUACUCCUUGUUUCAGUUGAUCUACUACUUCAUCGUGGGUUUCCAACGUGAGGCGGGUCACUUCUUCGCCAACUGGUUCAUGCUCAUUCUAUGCACACUAUGCUUCGCUUCUCUGUUUCGCAUGAUUGGAGCUUGGUGCAGGCAUUUUGGAUAUCUCAUUCCCGUACCGAGUAUGCCUGUCUGGUUCCGUUGGAUUUCAUGGCUGAACCCCGCAACAUAUACCUUCGAAGCAAUCAUGGCUAAGGAGAUGGGGGAUCUCACUCUGGAUUGCAUUCAACCUCAGCUUAUCCCCUUCGGAUCUGCCUAUGAUAAUAGCCAGUAUCGCAGUUGCACAGUCAGGGGAUCAACAUCGGGAUCGACAAUCAUCAACGGCGAAACCUACAUGAAUGCUCAAUAUUCAGUCUACAAGGCACACAUCUGGCGUAACGCAGGGAUUCUCAUCGGAUUCUGGAUUUUCCUGGCACUGAUGACCGCAGUCGGCUUCGAGAUCAAUCUGCAUUCCGAUUCUGGCUCGAAAGUGUUGUUCGACCGACGAAGCAAAAAGAAGGAGGCAGCCACAAAGGUAGACACAGAAAAGGCCGAUGAAUCGGCUGCUUCCCAUGAUGUGUCUUACAUGUCUCUUAGCAAGACGGUAUUCACUUUCAAGGACAUCAGCUACUUUGUUCGACACGAAGGGAAAGACCUUCAGCUCCUUCGCGGAGUCUCGGGCUACGUCAAGCCCGGUCAGCUGGUCGCGCUAAUGGGUAGCUCCGGUGCUGGCAAGACGACUUUGAUGGACGUUUUGGCACAGAGGAAAGACAGCGGCACGAUCGAAGGCAGCAUCAUGGUCAAUGGCAAGCCGCAAGGUAUCAGCUUCCAGCGGACAACGGGCUACUGCGAGCAGAAUGACGUUCACGAGCCCACUGCUACAGUCUGGGAGAGUCUUUUGUUCUCGGCACGGCUGCGACAGAGCCACAAGAUUCCAGAUGAAGAGAAGCAGGACUAUGUUCGAGGCAUCAUGGAAUUACUCGAGCUGACACCUCUUCAGCACGCCAUUGUUGGAACGCCUGGCGGGGGCCUCUCUAUCGAGCAGCGGAAGCGUCUCACACUCGCAACGGAACUCGUGGCCAAGCCUUCUCUCCUUUUCCUCGACGAACCGACUUCCGGCUUGGAUGGCCAGUCUGCUUACGAGAUCUGUCGCUUCAUGCGCAGGCUCGCAGCAUCUGGACAGACCAUUAUUUGCACCAUUCACCAGCCAUCUGCAACUCUCUUCGAUGCAUUCGAUGUGCUUCUCCUCUUGGCCCGCGGAGGACGUACGACUUACUUCGGACCCACCGGCAGAAAGUCAGCUACAGUGAUCGAUUACUUCGCACGCAAUGGUGCCGCUUGCCCACCGCAUGCGAAUCCCGCUGAGCACAUAGUCGAUGUCGUGCAAGGCCGUUUUGGUACUGAGAUCGAUUGGCCGCAGACAUGGCUUGAUUCUCCAGAGAGACAAGCGGCUAUCACGGAACUUGAUGCUCUCAACCUCAAUGUUGAGGAGAAGAAGGACUCUGAGCCAUCAACAACGGCCGAGGCCGUCGAUGAGGAUCAGCUUGCUGGAUUCGCUACCCCAGUCGCGUACCAGGUCUAUCUCGUCACAAGCCGACAACUGGUCGCGCUGUGGCGCAACCCUGAUUACGUCUGGAACAAGAUUGGACUGCACAUCACCAACGGACUCUUCGGAGGUUUCACUUAUUGGAUGCUGGGUGACGGUACCUUUGACCUUCAACUCAGGCUCAUGGCUGUCUUCAACUUCGUAUUUGUUGCCCCUGGAUGCAUCAACCAGCUGCAGCCGCUCUUCAUUCGGAACCGCGACGUCUUCGAGACUCGCGAGAAGAAGUCUAAGACUUACCAUUGGUUUGCCUUUGUGGCGGCUCAAUUGCUGUCAGAGACGCCUGUGCUGAUUGUUUGCGGAACACUGGCGUUUGUCACCUGGUAUUUCACGGUUGGCUUCCCCACAGAAGCAAGGAUUUCCGGACAGGUCUACCUCCAAAUGAUCCUCUAUGAGUUCUUGUACACUUCACUGGGACAAGCCAUUGCCGCUUACAGUCCCAACGCCUACUUCGCCGCGCUGGCCAACCCCAUCAUCAUCGGCGCGGGUCUCAUCAACUUCUGUGGUGUGGUUGUUCCGUACUCGCAGAUCACGGCUUUUUGGAGAUACUGGCUCUACUGGCUCGAUCCAUUCACCUACCUCAUCCAAGGAAUGCUGGAGCCUGUGGUCUGGGAUGUCAAGGUUCACUGCAAGCCAAACGAGUUGACGCAUAUUCCACUUCCAGGUAAUAGCACCUGUGGGGAGUACCUCGCCGAUUUUCUCUCUUCUGAGCCGGGCUACGUUGCCGAUCCGGGAAAUAGCACCAUGUGUGCGUACUGUCCCUACAGCACUGGAGCGGACUACAUGAGAACCAUGAACAUCAAUGAUUCCAGCUACGGGUGGAGAGGAGUCGGCAUCACAGCGCUCUUUUGCGUUUCGUCUUACGCCCUCGUCUUUCUGAUGAUGAAAUUGCGGACCAAGACCACGAAAACCGCGAGCUGA